Molecule: messenger RNA, 1968 nt
Organism: Sordaria macrospora k-hell
Lineage: Eukaryota; Fungi; Ascomycota; Sordariomycetes; Sordariales; Sordariaceae
Biological process (GO): negative regulation of transcription by RNA polymerase II
Cellular component (GO): Rpd3L-Expanded complex; nucleus
Molecular function (GO): histone deacetylase activity
Source: RefSeq, a predicted model, not a curated record
AUGCCUUCCACUUUCACCGAUCCUGCCGGAGUCGCGCGUGACGAGCCGCUGUAUACCGUCGUCCACAAUGACAAGAAACGGGUCGCCUACUUCUACGACUCCGACAUUGGCAACUACGCCUACGUGACCGGUCACCCCAUGAAGCCUCAUCGUAUCAGGCUUGCCCACAGCUUGGUCAUGAACUACAAUGUGUACAAGUUUCUCGAGGUUUACCGCGCAAAACCAGCCGUUACUGCCGAAAUGACACAAUUUCACACCGACGAGUACAUUGAGUUCUUGCAGAAAGUUACGCCCGAUAACAUGGACGGCUUCAUGCGUGAGCAGGGCAAAUACAAUGUCGGCGACGAUUGCCCCGUUUUCGACGGUCUCUUCGAGUUUUGCGGCAUCAGUGCCGGCGGCAGUAUGGAGGGCGCCGCACGACUGAAUCGUGACAAGUGCGAUAUUGCCAUCAACUGGGCUGGUGGUCUGCAUCACGCGAAAAAGAGCGAGGCUAGUGGCUUCUGUUAUGUCAACGAUAUCGUCCUGGCUAUCCUCGAGCUCUUGCGGUUCAAGAAGCGCGUUCUCUACGUUGAUAUCGAUGUUCACCACGGCGAUGGUGUCGAAGAAGCUUUCUACACAACCGAUCGCGUCAUGACCGUAUCCUUCCACAAGUACGGCGAGUACUUCCCCGGUACCGGCGAGUUGCGCGACAUUGGUAUCGGAUCGGGCAAGAAUUAUGCCGUCAACUUCCCCCUUCGCGAUGGAAUCGACGACAAUACCUACAGCUCCAUCUUCCAGCCCGUCAUCAGCUCCGUCAUGGAACACUUCCAGCCUGAGGCUGUUGUCCUCCAGUGCGGUGGUGACAGUUUGUCUGGUGAUCGUCUUGGCUGCUUCAAUCUGAGCAUGCGCGGCCAUGCCAACUGCGUUAACUACGUGCGGAGCUUUGGUCUGCCAACUCUGGUUCUAGGCGGUGGUGGCUAUACCAUGCGUAACGUUGCAAGGACCUGGGCCUACGAGACUGGCCGUUUGGUCGGUGUCGAGAUGAACCCGGUCCUUCCAUACAACGAGUACUACGAUUACUACGGACCCGACUACGAGCUUGAUGUCCGUUCUUCCAAUAUGGAGAACGCCAACAGCCCAGAGUACCUGGAGAAGAUCAAGAUUUCAGUGAUAGAAAACCUGAAGAAGACUGCUCCAGUGCCCUCUGUCCAAAUGCAGGACGUUCCGCGCCAGGGAUUCGGUAUGUCCGACGACCAGGAAGACGAGCUUGAUGACAUGGACGAGGACGAGAACAAGGAUGUCCGACGUACACAGCGGCAAUGGGAGAAGGAGAGGGCCAGGCAGGACGAGUUCGAAGAGAGUGAUGACGAGGACAUGGCUCAAGCCAAUGGUGUGUACAAGCCAGAUGGCCCACCGCGCCAGUCCAUUCUCGACUACAAGAACCCCAAGGCUGUGGAAGAUAUGGACCUCGACAUUGGGGAACCCGCCCCGGCUUCGAUUGCCGCUACCGCUGCCGCGGCCGCUGCUAAGCCAGCAGAGCCCGUUACUGUUGACAAUGACGAGACCAUGAUUGACGAUGACGAAGCCCCACCAGCGACCGCUGAACCUGAAGCUGAGGCUCCCGCAACGACAGCUGCUCAGCCUGAAGCAAGCUCUGCGGCCAAGGUUGACAAGGACGGGGAUGUGGAUAUGGCUGAGGCCGAUGAAAAGCCCACGGAGCCCGAGGCAGAGAUCAAGACCGAGGAAGUUGAGACUGCCCCUGCUCCGGAGCCAGAGGCGGAACCCAAGUCAAUUCCCGCCGCCGCUACUGCAGAGCCCGCUACCGAGGCAACGCCAGCCUCCCCCAAGGCCGCCUCGCCCGUCCCUGAAACUACCGCUGAGAAGCCAGUGGCAGAAGAGCCAAGCAAGGUUGCCGAGGAGGCAUCUGAAAAAGUACCGGCAGCCGCGACAGAGGACAAGGAAAAGGAGGCCGACAAGCCUCAAGAAUAG